Molecule: messenger RNA, 390 nt
Organism: Macadamia integrifolia
Lineage: Eukaryota; Viridiplantae; Streptophyta; Magnoliopsida; Proteales; Proteaceae
Product: transcription factor UPBEAT1-like
Exons: 1
Coding region: 1-390 (129 amino acids)
Biological process (GO): regulation of DNA-templated transcription
Source: RefSeq, a predicted model, not a curated record
AUGGGCGCAUCUCUCCAUCCUAUCCUUGCUUCCCUUGAUUUAAAGGAUAUGUUCCCAGAGAGUGCUUCUUCAGGUACUGAUCCUCUCUGGUGCAAAUCCUUAAAAGCUCGGGCAAUAAGAAGAAGAAGAAUGAAAAAGAGGAACAAUGGAGGAAGGAUCUUGAUGAAAAGGAAGAGGGUUCUUCUGGGAGGUCAUUCUAGAAUGCCCACCAUGAAUGGAAUGGAGAGGAAGGUUAGAACCUUGAAGAAGCUUAUCCCUAAUGGUAGGAGUACUCCAUUAAUGGGUUUGGAUGGACUUUUCAGGCAAGCAACUGAUUACAUAUUGUCUCUGCAAAUGAAAGUGAAGGUUAUGCAGGUUAUGGUCAAGGAACUAUCAGGUUCUGAUGAGUAA